AUGCAGGCAGCACUUGCCUCCUGCCCGUUGGUAGCAGCCCUUCAGAAGGCCAAGAGCUCGUCUGCCCGCAGGGGCAAUCUCGUUCAGGAGGACAAAGGUGGUCACGUGGGCCUCGAAGUGGAGGACGCGCUGUCCAGCGGUGCGGAGGAGGAUACGCACAUGGUGAGCGACGGCAGUGACGACGAGGACGAUGAUGCGGCGGGCAGCGCCUUCGACUCCACGUUUGGAAACGCUGCUGCCAUGCUUGGGGGCAGCGGCAGCAAGGGACCGCGUGGCAAAGGCAAUGGCAAGUUGUCUGGCAAUCCUGGAUCUGCUCCCAGACACAGCGUUGGCGGAAUCAAGAAGCCGCCAGGUCCGCUGAUGAGCUUGGCCACCAGCGGCCUCAGCGGGUUCCCACCGAAAACAUCGGCUCUGAGCCCGCACUCGGCUUCGUUUCCCGGGGGAGGAGGCAGCAAAGCGCCUGCUGCGACGAAGGAUGCAAAGGGGAAAGCUCCGUCCGUGGAGGACGAGGCAAAGCCGCCGAAGGAACACAAGGAUGUCACGAAGGCGCGCAAGUCCCUGGAGAAGGUGCUCACUGCCGAUCAAUUGUGGAACGGCCGAGUGCGCGAGAGGCAAGUCUCCAGCAUCGUUGCCGCUUGUGGAGCAAGCGCCAGCAAACUCCACUCUAUGGGCCACGCCCAGCUCGCGGAGGAGAUCAACUCAGCUGCCUCAACCAUGGAGACUUGCUACCAUCUGUUCACGAAGAUCAAGAGCAAGCCUGCGCAAGCCGUUGAGGGGCUCGACGUCGUGGACCUCGAGUUGCUGACGACUUUGGAGAUGGGCCUGGUGUACAACAUUUUGAGCUUCGUUGCGCAGGAGCUCUUGAAGGGGAUGGACAAGGACGAGGAUGCCAGGCGAACAAACCUCACGCUGUUGUUCAAGCUGUGCGGCAGCGAUGGCCUGAACGAGGACUGCGAGACUUCGACCCUGACCCCGGUAUGUCUCACAGCUCAGGUUCUUCUCAGCCCAACCGAUGCGACGCGCAGCGCUGCAGCGACACUGCAGCAUCAAUUGCUUAUGAUGCUCUUGGAGAAGCUCAUGAGGCAGAAGAAUGGCAACGAGCGUCUCAACGACGUGAUGACCAUGAGCCCGGUGCCCCAUAUCGAUCUGAGCUGCAGCAUCACAAGCGUUCCACGGCUGUCAACGAACGGCUGGAGUGAGAUGGUCAUGUUUGACAUGACAUUCAUGGCUACCUUGUGCAAGUCGUGGGAGCCCGUCACGCCCAAGGCAGCCAUGGAGGCCGCGACGGCCUUCGCAGCCCGAGGCCGGGUUUCUGGCCGGUUAUCAGCUUUGGUCAAGAGUACACCAUUGGGCAAGUCUCUCAUGGCGAAGCUGAAGACCGCAGCCGACGCUGCAGCUGAUCCAGAUGCCCUCCGGCGUGAUGCUGACCAGACAACCGCGGAGGCCAAGAAGUUACAUGCGGAACUCCUCGCGCAGGAGCAAGGUGCAAUCUCUUUGAAGCAGCUUCUGCACCAGCAUGGGCCUGUCUGUAAGAGGUCGAGCGAGCUGCUGAGCAUGGCAGACAAGCUGCCAGGGGCUGUUCCGAAUGUCGCGGAAGUGACCGGCGUGAUUCAGCAGAUCACGAGUGUCAUCAACCGCGAUGGAUGUGUUUUCCUUGCCGAUUUUACGCAGAGCUUGGCUGACAUUUGGUCCAAGCCCUUGCCGGAUGACCUCACAAGCAGCCUGGAGCACUUGUGCUUUGCCCUCGAGCUUGCCAGUACGCAGAAGGCCAUGCCCCCGGUAGCAGACACGGAGCUGAAGGCCCUGGAUGCUAUUCUCAAAGAAGUCCUUGCUGUGCACGCUCCGGUGAGAGCGGCUGAGCAAAGCUCAGAGCUGGACAUCGACACAUUCGAGAAAGCUGUGAAGGGCAUCCACCGGCUCACCACCAUCGCAGCCUUGCAGGUGCUGGAGGAGCAUAGCGUCAUCAUCGAAGACAGCGCAGGCGAAGGGCAGAAGGCGCUACAGAAGUCGUACAACCAGUUGCUGCAGGCAGUGCUCACAGCCGUGCAGGCGGCAAAGGUGUUGGUUCCUCGUUGGCUUAAACAGCUCUUGACGAAGGACACGGCCAUCAAUGCUUCUGUGAAGACGCUCCUGGGCCAGGACGCGUCAGGGAUGCUGAGCACCCAUGCGAUUCACAAAAAGUUGGUUUCCGACGCUGUGUAUGCCGGCAAGUCGACGUGGACACAGGAGGCGAACUCGUUCAUCUCGGCAGGCGUCUUGGACCUUGUGCAGGCGCUGACGGCGUCCCAUGACGUGCUUCUGGACCUCGGCCUGGACCUGGAGGCAUUCAAGGGUCAGUGUGAACUUCUGAAACAGGCGCUGCUGCAGACGCUCUGCGAUUUCUACAACGACGCGCAGAAUAUCAAGGCCUCGCUGGACAACUUCCAGGCGAUUUGCCCAGCAGCCUUCGCGUGCUUUGACAAGGUGGACUUCAAGCCAGAGUCGCUGGCCGAUUUUGUCCAGCAUGCUGAUCCCACAGGGGAGGCCGCGACUAAGAUGCAAAAAACCGUGCAGGACCUGAAUGAAGGAGCCAAAUCUUUGGCAGGGUUGGAGAAGCGGGCCAAACUCGUGCAUUCAGUUCGGAAUGGGUUGCCCGACUACAUCAUUGAGAAGAUUAUGGAGCUCAAGACGACCUUGAUGCAGCCGAAUCAGCAAAAAAGGGCCUCCCACUCCGUCUUUGCCUUGUGCUCUGCAGAGCUUCUCUUGUGCACCCUUCCUGCGUGCCCCAAUGCGGCCGUCGCCCAGAAGGCAGUGUCGAAUCUGUACAAGCUUUGCGAAGAGCAUGGCUCCAAGAAGGAGGAGCUCCCCAAGGCCAUUCGAGACGUCCUCGACGCAUCCUUGAAAGAGAAGCGCGGCGGUCAAGAGGAUUCCAAGCGAGAGUUGAUGCCACCUCCAGCUGUCCCCCCAGCAAAGAGGGCCAAAGUGGCUGCAGCUAAGCCGGGGCUCGGAGACUGA
Symbiodinium natans is the source of this 2994-nucleotide messenger RNA. The record is from the annotation of a GenBank genome assembly. Lineage: Eukaryota; Dinophyceae; Suessiales; Symbiodiniaceae.